This is a messenger RNA of Melitaea cinxia (Glanville fritillary), 702 nucleotides long. RefSeq names its product troponin C-like. The record is from RefSeq and is a predicted model, not a curated record. The coding region runs from base 1 to 468 and encodes 155 amino acids. The transcript has 5 exons. Gene Ontology annotation, molecular function: calcium ion binding; enzyme regulator activity. Lineage: Eukaryota; Metazoa; Arthropoda; Insecta; Lepidoptera; Nymphalidae.
AUGGACUAUUUACAGUAUUUACAGUUCAACAUUGUACAGCCAUAUGUGCUACGACGCGCCUUCAGCAUGUUCGACUCGAGCAAGCAAGGUCGUAUCGAGAAGGAGAAAGUCAGAACAAUUCUGAACACGAUGGUCCACAGCUAUGACGACAAUGAACUGGAUCAGAUGCUGGACAACGAGGAUGUUGACGGUUCAGGAAAGUUGAACUUUGACUCAUUCGUUCGUGUUGCGACACACUUUUUGGAUGAAGAUGACGAGGCCUUGCAAAAAGAACUCAAGGAGGCUUUUAGACUUUACGACAAAGAAGGUAACGGUUACAUCCCCACGUCCAGCUUAAGAGAAAUCCUUGCAGCCUUAGAUGAUCAGCUGACACCGGACCAACUCAACGAAAUGAUUGCUGAAAUAGAUACAGAUGCUUCUGGAACUGUCGAUUUUGAUGAGUUCAUGGAGAUGAUGACUGGCGACUAAAAAAUUUUGAAGUAAUUUAACGAUUCAAAAAAGUACUUAGCUUCAUUUAAUAUAUUUAAAAUGUACAAUAUUACAAUAUGUAUUUGAAAGAAUAGUGCCAUUUUAUAUCACGAUUGUAUGAAGAUUAAAAGUACACGCAGUAAUAAUUUUUUGAAUGUAAUUUUUAUUUGUAACUCCAAUAAAAACUUCAAUAAUAAUAAACUUCAAUAAUAUUGGUAAGGAGGUGUCCACUAA